AUGGACCCCAUGUAUCAAGACGAGGGUUUCAGUGAAACUUACUCACACAACCCCAGAUCGAGAACCUCCAGCACCACCGCAGGGUCGACGACAGAAGGCCUCUUCCAGGGUUUACGACUUGCCGAGUCUCCGGCCUACACGCCUUCCACCUUCGAGUCUUCGUCUUAUACCACCAGCAGACCGCCAUCAUCGCAGGAACUUGCCUCGCCACCGUAUCUGAGCCCGAGCUUACCCCACUCGGUCGCCUACCUGCCCACGCCUGCCUCCCAGCACCAGCCGCACUACCAGCGACUAGCAGAGGGAGUCUUGGAUGCAGACUGGUUCGAGGCAGAUCGACCCCAGGGCACGCCUCUACUCCGAGUAGAACACGCCCCAAGACACGCGGAGCCGUCGGCGUCGUCACCACCACCGCUUUCGACUAUCCAACCGGGAACUAUGAGCACUGUCGCCCUCUCGUAUGACGCUGGAUUCAGCAUGGGAGCGAGGUCUGCUUUUACUUGGCCAGAAGCCUUUGCUCACAACCUGCCAGUGAUGGAGACGGGAAAUUCUCUCAUGGGCCCUGAAAUGGGCCACUACGGAUCUGAAGCUAGCCUGACGCCCCCCAGCGCGUCGAGAUCGGUUACCGGAAGCCCCCCAAGAGGGACGCUCACCCCGGACCAGCGAGAACUCAAGAGACAGCGAGACCACGCCCGGCACAACUCCAAGAUGAACGUCCGGAACCGGAGAACGGGAAGCAGCUCUUCCUCAGUCUACUCACCACCAGUCACAAUGGCCGAUUUGUCAACGGGCUCAUCGAGCAUGCCUGUCUACACUACCGCACCGCCUCAAAUCUCCCUCUUGGCCGAACCCUCGUCGUCGCAGUACUUGCCGUCCUUUUCACCGCCUCUCUCGGACCACAACCAAGCCGGCAUGUUUGCCAGCCACUACCCUCCGCCGUCAUACAUGACCGACUAUGGCUACCCUACGACGACAGCGCCGAGCUUGUCGUCACACUAUGGGAGACCGAUCAUGCCAGACCCCAACCUUGGCAUGUACUCAGGCCCGCCAGUGAUGGGCCCCGGUCCCCAGGACGCUUCGGGUCAAGUUAGAGUGGUCCAGAGCCGGCCAAAACCUCAAUGCUGGGAGCACGGAUGCAACGGGCGUCAAUUCUCUACAUUCAGCAACCUACUUCGGCACCAGCGCGAGAAGUCGGGGCAAGCCGCAAAAGCAUCGUGCCCCAACUGCGGUGCCGAGUUCACCCGAACGACAGCGAGGAACGGCCACCUAUUACACGACAAGUGCAAGCAGAGGAAAAGCGGCUAG
This is a messenger RNA of Lasiosphaeria miniovina, 1302 nucleotides long. RefSeq lists its product as uncharacterized. The coding region runs from base 1 to 1302 and encodes 433 amino acids. The transcript is spliced from 4 exons. The record is from RefSeq and is a predicted model, not a curated record. Lineage: Eukaryota; Fungi; Ascomycota; Sordariomycetes; Sordariales; Lasiosphaeriaceae.